UUCUUAUGCCUUAGCAUCAAACGUGCUAUACCAUUUUUAUCACAUUUCCGUAAAAGUACGAAUUUAAAAUAGCUGGCAACUUUAGACGAAUUGUAAAAUCAAAACACAAUUUAGAAGGCGUGAUUAAUAAUAUAUUUUGUAACAAAAAUUUCUGGUUAGAAAUGGCUGUAAAAUUUGACCAGCAGAAAACAAAACAUCAACUUUUUCAUUUAUCCAUUAGCUUGGGUACUGUGAUUGUCUGUAUGACUUAUAUGCAGUUUCAAGGUAAUUGGGCCACAGUGGGCAGCCUUUGGAGCUCGUUUAUAGUGCCUAUAGUGUUCAUUGGGGAAGUGUCGAAGGUACUACUUGCACGUUACUAUAGCCGAAAUGAUGAUAAUUCAAUUACACCAAAACAACGGCAAAAGCGUGCAUCCUACUUCACAGUGAAAGAAAUUUGCGGAGGACUGCUCUUGCAAUGUUUAUGUACAGUACUUUACGCCUUCAUUUGUAUUAUACUAGGGGCACCAGUAUUGCAGAACUAUGAGCAAACCUUUGUAUUGGCCAUUUUGCUUACUCUACAAACAGUGUCGCCUACUGUGUUCCUUCUGGGCGGCAGCGGAGCAAUGCAAGUAUGUUUCUGUGAAAAACCCGAUACAAUUACAAAGAGUGAAGAUAAUGCCCUUGGCUUAUUCAAAUAUAAUGCUGUUGGUGGUAUACUAGGAGCUUGGGCUGGCUCUGUUGUUGCCCCAUUAGAUUGGGAUCGCGAUUGGCAAACGUAUCCAAUACCAAAUGUAGUUGGUGCUCUAUUGGGUUGUGCUUUAGGCAAUAUAUACGUUUGCUCACGAAUAUUAUACGCCACUGCCAAGGUUUAUUUAAAUAGAAAGCGUAAUUAAAACGUAAAAAUUAAAAAAAAGAAAAAAUCUCCAAAUACCGUAAAAGCUGCCAUUACUAAAAAUAACAACAACGGCUUAAUGUAAACCACAAUUCUAGUCAAACAUGUUACAGCUCUCCGAAAAUUCAUAACCAAAUAAAAGCAUAAAAUUAUAUGAAUUUUAUUUCGGAAUAUUUUUAAAAUAAAUGUAAUUUUAACUUACCUAU
Messenger RNA from Ceratitis capitata (Mediterranean fruit fly), 1077 nucleotides. RefSeq lists its product as uncharacterized. The coding region runs from base 162 to 872 and encodes 236 amino acids. The record is from RefSeq and is a predicted model, not a curated record. Gene Ontology annotation, biological process: GPI anchor biosynthetic process. Gene Ontology annotation, cellular component: endoplasmic reticulum membrane. NCBI's taxonomy places the organism in Eukaryota, Metazoa, Arthropoda, Insecta, Diptera, Tephritidae. The transcript has a single exon.